CCCGUCAGGAGUACUGCGGGAAUACCUAUUUUUGAAGGGAAGGGGAGAUUAUUUUGAAUAAACUGAUAAACAGCGCGGGCAGAAGAAUAGAUGACGUUAUCUUCACAAAUCUGGACGGAUAAGGUCGGAGGUAAAGGCUACGGUACCACCGGGACCCCCACCUCUCUCUCCGGCUGCUCCUUUAAAGCCGAGCGGAGUGCUGAUCAGAGCUGACGGGGAACAGUUUGGAGCUGGAGCGGAUAGGAGAAGUUGCACCGCCCCGGUUCAGGCAGCAGGGCUGGAGCAGAUAAAAGCUCAGAUAGUGAUUGAAAGUGAUGGUAAAAGGAUUUAGCCCAGGCAUUAACCGAGGGAGAGAGAGGGAGAGAGAGAGAGAGGAGGGAGGGAGAUAUUUUCCAUAAAGCCUUUUUUUUCCUCCUCUCUUUCUUUCUGCCCUUGAGCAUCCCGGGUAAACCCGAGCUUUGUAAAAGUGGGAAAAGGAAGUGGAGAGGAGGGGAAGAAGGGCGGGCACAAGCCUUUUUUUCACAAACUCAAUAUUUUAUACUUUUGAUACUCCUUGACGCUGGAUUUCAGUCCUGUUUUCGCAGCCGUUUCCAGAUCUAGGACACCGAUCUACCGUGCGCAGCCAUCUACGCUGUGAUCAAAAAGUAUCCGUCGGACGGCAAAAAAAGGGGAAAAAAGAAAUAAAACAGAAAAAGAAACCAAACAAACAGCGAGCCGGCUGAUAACGGGAGUACAGUGAGGACCGCGGCGGGGGACGAGUACACUGGAUGGUAAAGGGGAUUUUUUUUUUUUUUGGCCAAACAGGGGGGGUGGACGUGCACGCACUCCGAGCAAAGUGCUGACCUGCCCGACAGAUGCAUGUCAGAAGACAAUCGGAAGAGCUCAACAAAUCUGAAAUGUCCAAUGGAUACAUCUGGAGACGCAUCAACUUCUCCUCCAUCCUCUCCAACUAGCUCCGCCGUUUCCCUGAAGGACACCGCUCUGUGAGACAUGGAUCCGCGCAAACAUCUCCCACCCAACUCCCUGCAACACUAUGGUUAGAGUGCAUGCCGAGACUCCUCUCCGUAACAUUAUCCACCCCCACGCCCACUGCCCAUCUUCCUCAGGAAAUCAGCCAUCAAAACAGUGAAGUGUCCUGCUUUCCUUUCCUCUUUGGGGCUGCCAAUAACUGACGAGAAACGCUGAGAGAAAGCUGCCGAUUCAGUGUUUCGUUUUGGGGAAUUAAUAAACCUGGAGGCAGGUAAUGUCAAUUUACCCUGACCUCUCCAUUCCAAACACAGCAGUAUGGUGGUAGGGAUGUGCACUCGUUCCCUAUGAUUAUCGCUCCAUGCUCGUAACCUGUCCUCUGAGCUCUGUGGCCCCCUCACCCUGUGUCGGACCCUUCUCCAAAUACCCCCCCAGCCUGCCAUGCUCCUUCAGGCUGUGUUGCUGCUGCUGCUGCGCUGCUUGGCCUCCACUCUGGGCCAGUACGAACUGUGCAAAUCCCUGGUGAGCACGGACGAGGGCUCGGUGUGGGAGCAUUACGCCUGCCAGCCAAAACCUAGGUCCAUGAAAGACUUUAUGCGGAUCAAGGUGGAUCCGCCUGGGAUCACAUGUGGAAGGCCACCGGAGAGGUUCUGCACUCUGGAGAACCCAUACCUAUGUAGUGACGAGUGCGAUGCCUUAAAUCCAGACCUUGCCCACCCUCCUCAGCUGAUGCAGGACAAUGAGCGCAACGGCCUACUUACCUACUGGCAGACAGUAACAUGGCGAAACCACCCACUGCCCCUGCUGGCCAACGUCACCAUGUCCUGGAACAAGAGUCUGGAGCUCACAGACGAUAUCCAGAUCUCCUUUGAAUAUGGCCGCCCUACGAUCAUGGCUCUGGAUAAGUCCAUGGACCACGGACGCUCCUGGCAGCCCUACCAGUUCUAUGCCGACGACUGUCUGGAUGCAUUCAACAUGCCACCCAAACAAGUGCGCGAUCUCUCACCUGCUAACAUCACACGGGUCAUCUGCACUGAGCAGUACUCGCGCUGGGUUGGCUCCAAGGCUGAAAAGAAUGUGAAGUUUGAGGUGCGGGCACGAUUUGCUGUGUUUGCUGGACCUCGGCUACAGAACAUGGACAACCUGUACGCCCGAAUGGAAAGUAUGAAGGGACUGAAGGACUUCUUCACCUUCACCAACCUUAGGUUGAGGCUGCUCAGGCCUGCCCUCGGAGGUACCUAUGUCCAGAGAGACAACCUACUCAAGUACUUCUACGCCAUCUCCAACAUCGAGGUACCUGCCAGGUGUAAGUGUAACCUCCACGCCUCCCAGUGCCUGCCAGAUGAGGAUGGCGGGAACCUCCAGUGCCAGUGUGAACACAACACCACAGGCCAGGACUGCCAGCGCUGCAAGAAGGGCUUCAAAGCCAAGUCCUGGAAAGCAGGUUCCUACCUGCCGGCACCCAACGGAACCCCCAACACGUGUACAAUUGCUGGUUCCCCCUCUGGUUCUACCACAACAGGAACUUCAUCUAGGACGUUUACCGCUCCCAAAGCUGAUGACGGGACAGAGGUGAAAGCUGGAGUUGAAACUAAGGGUGAAACUGAAGGUGAGGGCGGGCCCGAGGGCGACGUGGAAACAACCACAACCAUCUCUGAAGCUGAACGGUCUCCCGCUGUUACCCACAAACCACUUCAGGAAGAAACCCACAAGUCAGAGGAACAGCUGCAUGAGACUCAUGGCCACAAAGCUACAUCUUUGUUUGAGCAUGGGGAGAAAACGGAGGAGCAUUCAGGAGGAGAAACGGAAAGAAAAGUCUCCCAUGAGUCUGAAAAACAUUCACCUGAGAUUCGUGGCCACAAAACUACUUCCUUGUCUGAACACGGAGCAGGAAGGGAGGAGGAAGAUGAGGAAGAAGAAAGAAAAUCCAAAGAGACAGUCUCUCACAAGUCUGAGGAGCUCGUACAGGAAACUCACGGACACGCAUCCACAACCCAAUCUCAGCACGGGGAAGAGAAGCAUGCAGAAAGCAAAGUUUCCCACGCAUUUGAGGAACACGACGCUCAUGGCCACAAAACAACAGCCUCAUCUGAGCACGGUGAAAAUUCACAUGAGGUGGUGCAUCAAGAACGAGGAGAAGAACGGAAAGUUUCCCACAUGUUUGACGGGCACACACGUGAGACUCACGGCCACAAAACAACAACCUCACCUGAGCAUGGCGACGGGCAUGAAGAAAGAAAAGCUGAAGGGAAAGCUCCCCACAAUUUUGUGGAACACGUACACGAGAUUCACAGCCGCAAACCAACAACCUCAUCUGAGCAUGGGGUGGAAAGAAAGGAGGAGGAGAGUGAAAGUAAAGGAGAACACACACACGAGACUCAUGGCCACAGGACAACCUCGCAUGUGCAUGGAUGGAGACACGAGGAGAAUAAUGAAAUACAUCCUGAAACAACAGACCCCCACACAUUGGAGGGGCAUGUACAUGGGGCCCACGGUCACACAACAACAACCUCAUCUGAGCACAGACAGCAGGAGCAUAUGGAAAGAAAACCUGAAGGCCAACACAAGUCUGAGGAACACAUACAUGAGGCCCAGAGCCACAAUAUACCAUCUGAGCACAGAACAGCUGAAAUUACAGCCUCCCACAACCCUGAUGGACAUGUGCAUGGUGGAUAUGCAGAAGAAGCUCAUGGCCAUAGAGCAUCUGAACAUGGAGACCACAAGCCUGAGAGACAUGUGCAUGUUGGACAUGUAGUAGAAGCUCAUGACCACAAACCUACAACUGAACAUGGACACCACAAGCCUGAGGGCCAUGUGCGUGGGGGACAUUUAGUAGAAGCUAUUGGCCACAAACCAACAACUGAACAUGGACAUCAUAACCAUGAUGGACAUGAGCAUGGGGGACAUGUAGAAGAAGCUCAUGGCCAUAGAGCAUCUGAACAUGGACACAACAAGCCUGAGGGACAUGUGCAUGAAACUCAUGGCCACAGAAUAACAACCUCAUCUGAACAUAGACAUGGAAGGGAGGAAAGGGGACAUACAGAAAGAAAAGACUCACACAACUCUGGGGGACACAUAUAUGGCCACAAAGCUUCAUCUGAGCAUGGAGAGGUGGAACAUACAGACAGACAAGACCACCACGAGUCUCAUGGACAUGAGCAUGAGGCCCAUGGCCACAUAACAACACAUGGAAAUGGAAGGGAGGAAGAGAGGCAUACAGAAAGAAGAGUCUCGCACAGCUCUGAGGGACACACACAUGGCCACAGAACCUCAUCUGAGCAUGGCGAGGAGCAUACACCCAGGCAAGACCACCACAAGUCUGCCGGACAUGUUCAUGAGAAUCAUGGGCACAUGACAUUAACAACCUCGGGCAUGGGGGAAGAAAGUCAUAGAGAAGGAAAAGCGCACCAUGGCAUUGAAAAAGCAGAAUGGGAAGUAGUCGGUCGUGAGGAGGAUGAAGACAGAGAAGAGGAGAAGCAAAAAGGGAAAAGGCGAGGGCUGCUGAAACUUUUGAUCUCAGGAGAGCCCCAGGCCAAACAGUUGUUUGGGAUCAUAUACGAUGAUUUCAAAGACUGCGAGUGCUACGGCCACUCCAAUCGCUGCAGCUACAUCGACUACCUGAACAUCGUCACAUGCGUCAGCUGCAAGCACAACACCAGGGGCCAGAACUGCCAACACUGCAGACUGGGAUUCUACCGCAACGCCUCUGCCGAACUGGAUGAUGAGAGCGUCUGCAUCGAGUGUAACUGCAACCAGAUGGGCUCUGUUCAUGACCGGUGUAACGGCACAGGUUUCUGUCAGUGUAAAGACGGGGCCACGGGGGCCAAAUGUGACGACUGUCUGCCAGGAUACUACUGGAAGCAAGGCUGUUACCCUAACGUUUGUGACGAGGAAAUGCUCCUGUGCCAGAACGGAGGAACGUGCUACCAGAACCUGAAGUGCAUCUGUCCUCCAGAGUUCAAGGGGGUACUGUGCCAACAUUCGCGCUGUGAGGCGGGCAAGGACUGCAGCGGCGCUUCUUUGCCGCACCCUUCCACGGCCACCCUGCUGCUCGGCACUCUGCUAACCUACCUGCUGGCCACAUUAACGCCCCAUUGAGCCACGAAAAUCCUCCCCACCCCCCAACUCCGCCCACCCCCCUGCCUCACACCUAAAACAUGUGUAUAUGAGCGUAUUUGUGAGGCGACGGGUGACCCAAAAUGGGAAGGGGUCGUCCCUGUAAUGGACCCAACACUGCAGCACUCUUAAAAGCGCACACGCUCACCGAUCACUACUCGACUCCCGUUCCCGUUUCAAACACACAUGCGCACUUCACAGGACUGUAAUGGCACUGGGUGUACACUCAGGUGUGCGAAGGACAAACAGAGAAUAAAUAUGAGCAACCUCACAGAAAAAAGAUGCAGGGGGGGGAAGAAAAAUCAUACCAACCACUGUUCCCUUUAUUCCUAAGCUGGAGCAAUGUGCAUCAAACCAAAAAGCAUAGACAAAAACUUAAUCACCACUGUUUCACAUCAAAGGGAAUGGCUGUUGUUAUCACAAGACUUUUCUUUUCUUUUUUUAAAUUUCUUCUCUUUCUCGGUUGACUUGCGGAUCUCACUUGCAACUGUCGUCGACGGCGUGCGGUCGGGCUCAGAGUGAGGACAAGGCAUGUUGACAAGGGUCGAGCGGAGAGGCGCUUGUUUGAUCCUAUUGCUGAGGCCUACGUAGUAUAUUAACCAGGUUUCAUUUUUUUCUCUUAAUCUGAGACUUGAUUUUACAUUUAUUCUAUUCCUGCUGCAUUUUUUUUCUAAAAAAAUAUAUAUAUCUUCAGUCAUUGUAUCUAAUGUGCCCACUAGCAGUUGCUGAGAUUAUACAUAUUAUAUAAUAUCCAGGGGGUUAUGAAUUAUAAUACAUUAGUCACUAUUAUGGUUGUUAUAGGAAUGAGUGAUUGUUGCCACACUUAGCGAGAUUUAAUCUUCACACAGUAUUCAGGAAGAAGAAUUUAACUAAUCAGAAGUCUAAAAGAGAGAGAAAAGAUAUGAACCACGUAUCGAUAUUAUAUGACAUUAUUUGAAUAUUUUUUGUAGAAAUUAUUUUUGUUUGGAGUUACAAUAAAUUAUAAAAAAAAAAAGAAAUACAUUUACAUCUAUUCCAAAAAGAGCAUUUUAUUACACUGAGUCUAAACCUUGCAGUAAAUAUGACUGUUAAUUUGCCUUCUUGAUUGUACUUUUUUUCAUUCAGU
Molecule: messenger RNA, 6187 nt
Organism: Pundamilia nyererei
Lineage: Eukaryota; Metazoa; Chordata; Actinopteri; Cichliformes; Cichlidae
Gene: ntng2b
Product: netrin g2b
Exons: 26
Coding region: 1408-5064 (1218 amino acids)
Biological process (GO): animal organ morphogenesis; axonogenesis; tissue development
Source: RefSeq, a predicted model, not a curated record